This is a messenger RNA of Penaeus monodon (black tiger shrimp), 1988 nucleotides long. RefSeq names its product piggyBac transposable element-derived protein 4-like. The transcript is spliced from 4 exons. The coding region runs from base 825 to 1988 and encodes 387 amino acids. NCBI's taxonomy places the organism in Eukaryota, Metazoa, Arthropoda, Malacostraca, Decapoda, Penaeidae. The record is from RefSeq and is a predicted model, not a curated record.
ACGUGAUUUUCUAGAUAUUUUGGUUGACAAUAAUUGCCAGUAGAGUAGUUCAGCCAUAGUUAUCACGUGACUUUCUCACGUGACUCACGUGACACGACAUGGCGAAUCUGAUUGGCUAAUGCCUCUGAAAAAUCGCAAUAAAAGGCGACCCAGAGGGGAAGGUAAUCACUUGGAUGGAAGAAGCUGACCUUGAAUAUGUCAAGACAACUUUCUGUACGCCGCGGCCGCAAGCCUAGGAUGUCUUCUGCUGUUCGGGACCUAUCGUUCAGCGACGUUGAUGACCCCCAACCAUCGACGUCGGGACUCCAACGCUUGCGAAAUACCCCAGAUCCUCUUCUAUACCUGUAUUCUACAGACGAAGAGGAUUAUACACCUCCUCUGAAACUGUCUAGGACUAGCGAUCUCUCUGGUAAGUUUUUUUUUUUUUUUUUUUGACUUGUAAAAAAACGUGUCUUUGGAACAUGACUUUGUUUCUGCUACCAAGACUAUUUCCACAGAGAACUCACGUUUACCUUUGUAUUUUUUUUUUUUUUUUUUUACAAAAGUUGAAAUAUCCGCUCGAUUUGACGGUGACGACUCGGAUUGGGAGAGAUCCGAGUUCGAUACCGAUGACUCGGGUGUGGACGACGACUGGGAGGAAGAUUUCGACUAUGUCCCGCUGGUGGAUACAUCUCUGGAUUCCGACGUCCGACGACAUUGGGAGCGUAAUGCUCCGGGAACUCCCUCUUUUUGUUGGUCGAAGAGGGAGAAUUUCGUCUGGCGUCACUGCUUCGAGGGGACACCGGGUGUGAAAGCACCCCUUGAAGAAUCGUCGAGCCCGUUAGAUGUAUUCACCAGUCCCAGAGGAGUUGUUCCAAACCAUUGUGGACGAGACGAAUCGGUAUGUUCGACAGAACCCGCGCACCCCUUCAUCCCAUAUGAAGGGGUGGGAGGGCACAACGGUGCAGGAAGUCUGCUCCUAUGUCGGCUUACGAUUCCCGAUGGGCCUUCAGUCGAAGAGGGACCAGAGGGAAUGGUGGUCGACGGACCCGUUGAUGUCCUCAUCGGUGUUCGCCAAGACGAUGACCAGGGACCGCUACGAUGCCCUGACCUCCGCGCUCCACUUCGCCGCGGAGGAUAGGCUUUGGAAGCUGCGCCCUGUGUUAGACGUCUUGGAAUCGACGUAUCGAUCCGUCUUCGUCCCGAACAAGAACGUGACCGUCGACGAGAGCUUGUGGGCCUUCAAGGGGUGUCACCACGCCAUCCAGUACAACCCGAGCAAGAGGGCUCGGAGAGGGCUGAAGGUCUACAAGCUUUGCUCGUCUGACGGUCCAGAGGCAGGGUAUACGGCGGCCUUCAAGAUCUACAUGGGGCAAGACCGCGGCGUAUUUCCAUCCAGCAAGAAGGCCAUCACCGACCUGCUGGAGAAGGCAGAUCUACUCGACAAGGGGUACCAGUUACACACCGACAACUGGUACACCUCCCCGACUCUCUUCCAUUACCUGCAGGCCCGGAAGACCAGUGCAGUUGGGACGGUACGUCUCAACGGCGUGGCAUGCCCUCGGACCUGCAGCAAGGUCGUUACCCUGCCUCCCAACCGCCGAGGGGUGGAGAGGUCGAAGCCUGAAGUUGUCGUUGACUACAACAACGGCAUGAAGGGCGUUGACCUCUCGGAUCAGCUGGCGCAGUCAUAUCCAUCGACGAAGAAGACCGUCAAAUGGUAUAAGAAAAUUUUCUUCUACCUAUUGGAUAUGACUACGACCAACGCGCUGGCUAUCCACCGGGCCCUCGGCGGAAAACUCACCCAGUAUGAGUUCCGCAAGGAACUCGUUCGAGGAUUGCUGCAGCAAGGCGGUCCCCGUGGCUCCUUCCGGCGGAAUCCUCCUCAGGCUCGCCACGAGGAGGAAGUUACCCAGCAGGCACACUUGCCAGUUGACACACGCAUCGUCGGUGGCGUCGGUGUGUGCUCUGCUGGAGGAACCACCGGCGCAGGAGGGAGACCAGGGUGA